Messenger RNA from Pelobates fuscus (common spadefoot toad), 18453 nucleotides. RefSeq names its product piccolo presynaptic cytomatrix protein (gene PCLO). The coding region runs from base 174 to 15086 and encodes 4970 amino acids. NCBI's taxonomy places the organism in Eukaryota, Metazoa, Chordata, Amphibia, Anura, Pelobatidae. Gene Ontology annotation, biological process: presynaptic active zone assembly; protein localization to synapse. Gene Ontology annotation, molecular function: protein binding; structural constituent of presynaptic active zone; metal ion binding. The record is from RefSeq and is a predicted model, not a curated record. Gene Ontology annotation, cellular component: glutamatergic synapse; cytoskeleton of presynaptic active zone; GABA-ergic synapse. The transcript is spliced from 27 exons.
GGGAACUGAUCACAAAACGCUGGAUCCCAUCAUUAUGGAGGAGGAAGCGUAGGAUUACUAAAUAAAACAGGGGGUAUACACCUAUUUAUACUGGUAGCCAGAAGAGCUAGCCGAGUAAGGGUCUGCUAUAAAAGACUAGAGGCGGCUACAUUUCUCAGAGCUUAGUGGCAGUCAUGGGGAACGAAGGUAGUAUGGAAGGAGGAGAAGGGAUGGGUGGUUAUCCAGAUGGCAUGGUAGGAGAUGGUAAAGGAGGCUUCACCAAGAUUCCCGCUGGAAUGGAGGCUGAUCUGAGCCAACUGAGCGAGGAGGAGAGGAAGCAGAUUGCUGCUGUGAUGUCAAGGGCGCAGGAGCUACCGAGGGGAAACCAAACGGAUCGCCCACCACUAAGAAUUGAUGCAAAUCAGUCUCCAAGAUUGCCAAGCAAACCUCCUGAUCCCGGGCCAACUGGUUUGAGUAAAAGCAGAACAGUAGAUGCCUUUAAAACAGAAUUGAAAACACCUGGACGAAGCCCGUCAACUAUGAGUUUGAGAGAACCAAGAUCAAAGCCUGAUGUUAAAGAAGAACCUAAAUCAAGUGUUAUGACUGGUUUUCUCACAGACAGUAAACCAUUAAGUGUAGUCUCUUCUGUGGUAAAUAAAUUUAAUCCAUUUGAUUCAAAAUCUGAUCCAGGAGCAAAUCAGGAAGAAACACUGAGAAAACAGAGAGUUACAGACAAAGAACAUGAAAAAAAUGAAAGCCUAAAAGGAAAUGCAAAGCCUUCUCAUCAAGUGCAACAGUCACCAGGAUAUCCACAACAUCCACAAGGACAUGCAAGGUAUCAGCCUACUGAUGCCACAAAACCAACUCCACAGCAGUCUGCAAAAUCGCAACAACUGCAACCUGACACAAAAACACUUCUUGAACAAGGAACUUCAAAUAUAGCAAAACAGCCAUUAAAUGCCACAGAACCCCUUUCAAAUAUACCCACUCCCAAAUACCCUUUGCCUCAUGCAAAAGAUCCCCUGAAAUCAGUGGCUCAAGAGCCAACACGUACUACCUCAUCAGCCCAAGUACAAAGCCCUAAAAAGGAAUCCAUGAAGCAAGAUCGACCUGCUACACAUGUCUCAGUAGAUAAGCAAAACUUACAAAAAUCAGUACCUUUGAAACAAACAACCCAUGCACCAGGUGGGUUGAAAGAAAAACCUCUAGUGUCUGAUCCUACUAAAAAUGUCACAAAAGAACCUGAGAAACAGCCUACUCAAACCCAAGGUACUGCCAAACAAUCUGUGCAACCAGCUGGAUCUACAAAGUCUCCAUCUCAACAAGCUGGGAUUACUAAAAAAACACCACAACCGGCAGCAAAUCUAAAACAACAGGUACAACAAACAGGGGUUGUGAAACAGGGGCCAGUAACACAACCUACAAAACAACAGGUGCUAUCCACCACGCCAAUAAUUCAAACAGCACAAAAGGUAGAUGUUUCAAAAUUGGCAGAAACAAAACCAUCAUCCCAAUUUACUGGAAAGCCUGCACUUCCUCUAGCACAACCUACAAAAUCAACACCACAGCAACAAGAAAAGGUUCCAGAACCAACAUCACAAUCCAAAAAACAUCAUCAAGACCUCCCACAGGAUAUAUCUAAAGCAGCUGAGAAAUCUUUGUGUCCUCUUUGCAAAUCCACAGAGCUACAUCUUCACUCAAAAGAAAAGGCCAACUAUAAUACGUGCACUCAAUGCCGUUCUACUGUAUGUAGCUUAUGUGGCUUCAAUCCAAAUCCACAUAUGACUGAGAUAAAUGAAUGGCUCUGUUUGAACUGUCAGAUGCAAAGAGCACUUGGUAUGGAUAUGACAUCUGUUCCUGUAACCAAACCACAACCAUUGAAACAGAAGCCUGCAUCUACAUUGCCACCUACAAAGCCCCCUCCAGAGACUCACACUUUGUCUCAGAGAAAAGAAUCUGUUAAAGGCUCUGAUCAAUCUUUGACACAGGUUUCAACAAUAUCCACAACAGCAAUAACCAAGCAGCUCCCCUCGACAGAUUCACCAGCUAAAUCUAAGAAAAUGGUCCCUGAUCCUCAAACUGAACAGGUAGCAUCAAAGGUAGAUAAACCCCAGCCAUUAUUACCAGAGAAAACAUCACAAGAGGCUAAACCAAUGGUAAUAUCCCAUGGAAUAUCUUCAUCUCCUGUUUCACAGACUAAAUCAGAUUCUUUAUUAUCCAAGGGUUCAACAGUGCACAAGGAUAUGGAUCAAAAAAGUACAGAUAAUGCAAAACCUAUAAAAGAGGCUCAGUUAGGUAAAGAAAAGGGUCAGCAUGCAUAUAUCUUGCAGGCAACCCACCCAACGCAAGAAUUGAAACAGACACCUGCAACUAUUUCACAUCCCAAACUCCCCCCUAAACCUGAUUCUUCACAAAUGAAAGAAGAUCCUAAAAGCAGCCCAACUAAAGUAAAUCCUAAAGUUGAUGGCAAGCAAGUUUCAAAGACUCAACAAGCCCAAGCAAGUCCAAAACCUAGUCCCUCACAUAAACCUGCAGUUCAACAGGUACCUGUGUCACAGGCACAACCUCAGCCUCCAAAAUAUCAAGAUCAGCCAAGACGAUUUAGUCUUAAUCUGGGAAGCACCGCAGAAACCCCUAAGCCUCAACCUACUACACCUCAAGAAACAGUUACUGGGAAACUCUUUGGGUUUGGUGCAUCCAUUUUUAGCCAAGCUUCUACUUUUAUAUCUACUGCAACACAGCCAGGUACUCAGCCUCAAAGCACACAAGCAGCAGCAGGAGCACCACCAUCAUCACCUAAACAGCCCGCACCUUUACAAAAAAGCGCUGAACCCCUCAAAUCUGCCAAAGAGGUUGUGCACGCUCCUCAGUCACCCAAAACACAGGCCAUGAAAAAAGAAACAAAAACUUUAGCAGGAGAGAAAACAGAUGUGUCAAAAUCUAGUAUUUUACCUAAAGAAGAGGAACCGAAAAAAAUUCAAAAGAAAGAAGCUGAUCAGGAGAGUACUGAUUUUAAAAAGACUACAAAAGAACCAGUACUAAAUAAAACUGAAACCAUGCCAGUCCUUAAAAAAUUCUGCCCCCUUUGCAAAAUAGAACUAAAUAUUGGUUCUAAAGACCAAUCCAACUUUAACACAUGCACAGAAUGCAAGAACAAUGUAUGCAAUAUGUGUGGAUUUAAUCCAACACCACAUCUAACUGAGGUUGUAGAAUGGCUUUGUUUGAACUGUCAGACUCAAAGAGCAAUGGCAGGUCAACUUGGGGAUAUAAGCAAGAUGCCACCUCCAUUAGGAUUGCAAUCUAAGUCUUCACCAAAGCAUCCUAUUCCUUUAGAACAACAAACUCAAGCAUAUAAAGUUACAACCUCACCUCACAAAGCAAACAAAAUAUCAAAUGAUCAAGCAUUAAAGAAAGAUGCUCUAAAAAUAUCAGAUGGAAAAGUUGAUGUGUCAAAAGAAAAUAUUUACCAAGAAAAAUUCAAACAAGACUCACUCCCAGCAAGCUUACUUGCAGAAGUAAAGAAAACAGUGUUCCCACAAGAUGAAGAAGUGUCCUCUAUAAAAGAGUCUAAACAUGAUUUUCUAAGUGAUAUGUUUGAAUCAAAAGAAAGGAAAACAGAGAUUAUACCAUCUGAAGAAAAGAUCUGGCCAAAACAGGAUUUGACAAUUGACCUUACAGCAACUGUGCUUAAGGAAGUAAAUGAACGAACAUAUGGAGAAAAAAAGAAAGCUGAGACAAGUCAUCCUGUUGAGAAUGAAGCAGCAAAAGAAAAGACUGAGAAAGAAGAUGACAAAUCAGACACAUCAAGUUCUCAGCAACAGAAAAGUCCACAAGGUCUAAGUGACACAGGCUAUUCAUCUGACGGUAUAUCUGGUUCUCUUGGUGAAAUUCCAAGUCUUAUUCCAAGUGAUGAAAAGGAUUUGCAUAAAGAACAAACAAAAUGUGUGUCUUUUUCACAUGAAAAUAGUCCAUCAAGCCCUUCUGAUUUAGCAAAGUUGGAAAGUACUGUUCUUUCAAUUUUAGAAGCCCAGACAAACAUACUCACUGAUGACAAAUCAAGAAAGAGCAGUGAUUUGUACGGAAUAUAUGGAGGACAAACUCAGGACAGAGUCAAAACCAAGAUUUUACCAAUGACACCAGAAUCAUUUAGUUCAGAAGAAGAAGAACUAGAGGAUAUUCAAGAAGAAGAUGAAGAAACUAUUGAUGAAAAUGGUAAAGGAGCAUCACGGAAAAGUCAUAAAGGCAAUGUAGGUUCUGUAAGAGAUAAGACUGCACGGAAAAGGCAUGAUUCAUUGGAUGAUAGUAGUGAAAGCGAAAAUUCCCCAGUCCCACAGAGAAAGAGAAGAACAAGCAAUGGGUCAUCAAGUAGCGAUGACUAUAAGCAUGAAGAUAGUCAAGGAUCAGGAGAUGAUGAAGACUUUAUUCGUAAGCAAAUCAUUGAAAUGAGUGCCGAUGAGGAUGCAUCUGGAUCAGAAGAUGAGGAAUUUAUUAGAAAAAAAUUAAAAGAAAUUAGUGGUACUGAAAAUAAAAAAAUAGAAGCAAAGGCAAAACCUGCAACGGUAAAGUGUAAGAGGUUAACAAAAAAAAGCAGUGCAAGUUAUGAUGAUGAUGGAACAAGGAGACAUUCAUGGCACCAUGGGGAUGAAGAAGAUGAGGAUGAAGAAACCUAUGAUGAAAGUCCAGAGCCAAAAUACAGAGAAAGUAAAAGUCAAGAAAAUGAAGAGCUUGCAGUAAGUCGAGGUCUUAGACGUUUUAAGACCAUAGAACUAAAUAGCACAAUAUCCAAUACAUAUGCCGAUGAAUCUGCCAAACAACCUACAGUAUUGUAUUAUGAUGAAGAACCAGAGCUGGAGAUGGAAAGUUUAACUGAUUCUCCCGAAGAUAGGUCACGAGAAGAAAGAUCCUCUAGUCUGCAUGCUUCAAGCUUUACUCCAGGCACAUCACCUACUUCAGUAUCAUCGCUGGAUGAAGAUAGCGAUAGCAGUCCAAGCCACAAAAAGAUGUCAGGCGAAAACAAACAACAACGUAAAGCUAGACACCGAUCUCACGGGCCAGUUCUUCCCACUAUUGAAGAUUCUUCAGAAGAAGAAGAAUUAAGAGAAGAAGAAGAGCUUUUAAAAGAGCAGGAAAAACAAAGAGAACUUGAGCAACAGCAAAGGAAAAGUUCUAGUAAAAAAUCCAAAAAAGACAAAGAUGAGCUAAGGGCUCAGAGAAGGAGAGAAAGACCAAAGACACCUCCUAGUAAUCUUUCUCCCAUUGAAGAUGCUUCUCCAACCGAGGAAUUACGUCAGGCAGCUGAAAUGGAAGAGCUUCACAGAUCUUCAUGCUCUGAAUAUUCCCCCAGCAUUGAAUCUGAACCAGAAGGAUUUGAAAUCAGCCCAGAAAAGAUUAUAGAAGUACAAAAAGUAUACAAACUACCUACUUCAGUUUCUCUUUAUUCUCCUACAGAUGUAUCAACAGUUGGAAUGACAGAAAACAAGAAUGGCCAAAAAAAAAUAAAAAGUGCUGAGGCAGCAUAUGAAGAAAUAUUGUGUAAAGCAAAAUUGUAUCAACAUGAAAAAGAAAGAGAUGAUGUUUUUGAAAAAGAACCACUAUAUGGAGGGAUGCUAAUUGAGGAUUAUAUUUAUGAGUCACUGGUUGAGGAAAAUUUUGAUGAAAGCUUAGAUGCCAAUAUACUAAGUAGCCAAGACAAUGUUUUUGAACACAAAGUAAGAGAGUUAAAGAAUACAAAAGAUGAUAUUUGCAUUGACGUUGUCCCAAAUAUUGAAAAUGAAUGCUUCACAGCAGAGUCAUUCCAUUCUAUUGUGCAUCAAGAAGAUAUUGUUUCAAGUUCCUACAUUGUUCCAGAAAGUCAUGAGAUAAUCAUUUUGGAGAGCACAGAUGAAAAGCAACCACAAGAGUCUGAUACUUGUUUGUAUGAUCUUAUUGACUGCCAAACUAUGCAACUAACACCAGGAGCCAGUCCAACUCAAACUCAUUCUGAAAUAUGCCUGAAAACUGAAUUUUUACCUUCAGUAACUAUGGACAUAAGCUCAUCAGAAAUUAUUUCUUCAGUUCCUUCAUUAGAGUCAUCCUUACAAUUAUCAAAUGCAAUUUCUAUUCCAGAUGUUAAAAUAACACAGCACUUCACAGCAGAAGAACAGGAAGAUGAUAUGGCCACUGAUUACAGUUCUCAAAAUAUAUCAAAUACUGCCAUUUCAGAAAGUCCUGAUAAAUCAGUAAGUGAGGAAUGCAUUGUCAGUCCCUGUGAUUCUUUCACAGAUGAAAAUGCAUCAUCGGAGAUUAUAAAUAUCAAUCAACCUGCAUUAAAGACAUCAUUUACAGAAGGAACACACAUUGAUUCUAGUUUACCAACUGAUUACAAAGGAAACAUUUCAAAAUCUGUAAUAUCAUUUUCACAAAAUGAUUCUCUAAUAUGUGCAACAUCUACAACAGCUGGCCCCUCUACCAAUCAGAUCUGUUUUGAUCCUGUGUCCAUUAUAAAGUCUGAUGCAGGCAAAGAAACAACAUCCGUGGAUCAUGUUAUAAUUUCAGUGCCUGAUGUUUCACAUUCAGCAGAGGUCGCAAGAAGAACUGAUUUGUCUUUCUUUACAGAAGAACAAAGUAUAACAGGGGCAAUAAAAACCACAGAUGUCAUAACCAGGGUUUACAUUCCCGAAACAAACACUGAGACACAUGAUUUUAAAAACUCAGCAAUUUCUAUCUAUUCCUCAAACAUUGCAGGCUCUAAACCUGUUGAAUGUUUAUUUGCAGACAAGCAAUCAAUAAUGUCUGCAGCAACAGUUACAAAUAGCAUUACAUCUGCCCCUAAAUUGCCAUCUGUGACAUCUACAGUACCAUCAGUUACAUCUAAAAUCAAAUCAUUGUUUAGAAGUAGUUCUUCAGAUUCCUCUGUUCCUUUGACUACACCAACAACUACCCCACCACCACCACCACCUCCCCCACCAUUACCACCACCCACACCACCUAAGCCAGCAGUAUAUUCAAAGAAGAGGCCAGCACCUAAAAUCCCACUGGUGGGAAAAAGUACUGGGCCCAGCAAUGGAAUAUCACAAGAUGUACCACUUCUUAAAAAUAAUGCAACCACCAUUUUAAAGCAUCACCCACCUCCACCACCUGUCCCCCCCAAGCCAUCUAAUAUCCCAGCUGGCUUAGUAUUUAGUCACAGGCCAACUGAAGGCAGAAUAACAAAACAUGUGCUUUCAGAACACUUAAUAGCUAUGCAAAAGAAGCAAGAAGCACAGAAAAUAACACAACCAUCAACCUCCAUCAUGACUCUAAAUUUGAUUCCUUCAAAUGAACACAAACUUCCUUCUCCUACAUCACCACUUUCUCCCCAUUCUAACAAAUCGUCACCAAGGUUAACUAAACUGUCAAUGGAAACAUAUGUUGUUAUCACAUUACCGUCGGAACCUGGAACUCCAACUGAAAAUGUUGCAGCUCAAACAACAACUUGUUGGCCUCUACAAGCACCAGCUCAAGAAGAAGUUCCACACACAAUGGAAACUAUUUCAUCUACAAUAUCUUACAUGCAAGCUGAUAGAAUACAAACAUCAUCUGAUUCUUAUAUUGCAUCCAGUUUACUAUCACAAAUAAUAACAGCAGAUACUACCAAGGCAACAGAUUCACUAUCUAGAAGUUCUGUUUCAGAUUUCAGCAAUAUUCCAACCAAUUUACAAACAGGAAGAGGAAUUACUGAGAAAUCUAAUUUAAAACAAAUUGUAAAACCAUCGGAAUUCAAUAAUAUAAUUGAUUUACGCACUUUGAGCAAGAUAGAUUAUACAAGUGCUGAUACAGAGAUGGAUAAUUGUAUGGAUCUGUCUUCCACACCAUUUGAUGUGAAGCGUCACUCACAAGGGUCUUUCAGUCGACCAAUAAGUGCUGUGCAGCCUGCUAUUGUAAAUCUUAGUAGUGUAUCACCAGUAAUAUCUUCAGUUUCACUUGCUGCAGAAACAGUUACAGUAGUGACAUGUGCAACAACUGUAAGUUAUACGAGCAGUUUAGAAAAUCUUGUUGAUUUAGGAAGUUCAAUGAAAGCCCCUUUAAAGCUGACAACAUCAAAACAACAUGAAGAGGGAAGCUGUGGCAUUCCCGAGGAAGCAGAAGUGCCAAUUAAUCUAUCAUUGGGUACUCCAACACAUUCAGUGAUAGGUGCAACAACAACACAGGGUUCUUUUUCACCAAGUAAUUUAACUAAUGGGUGCACCGAUGUUUACACUUCUCAAGAAUCGGUAGAUAGUGGAGUAGUCGAUCUUAGUACCACUAAAUCCCACAGAACAAUGGUAACUGUAGAUGAAACCACAUCUGAAAUUAUUACUGAAAUAAUUGAAGAUGAUAAGCCUGUUGAUUUGACAGCUGGGAGAAGGGCUGUGUGUUGUGAUGUGGUAUAUAGAUUGCCAUUUGGAAGAAGUUGCAUUUCACAGCAGUCAUCCACCAAUUUGCCUGAAGAUCGUUUUGGUUACAGAGAUGACCAUUAUCAAUAUGAUCGUUCAGGGAUUUCUGGCUUCAGAGGUGUUGGAGGUAUGAAACCUUCAAUGUCUGAUACAAAUUUGGCAGAAGCCGGACUUUUCUUAUACAAAAGUAAAAACACUUUUGAUUAUCUUACUGGAGUAUCUGAAGCUGCAGUAGAUCUUACUUCUGGGAAAAUGACUACAGGUGAGGCUUUGGAUUACCAAAUCAAGAACACAGGUGCUUAUCCAGAGACACGGCAAGUUAUUUCUGGAAUUGGAAUAAGUGCCCCCCAGUAUUCACAAGCACGAAUGACUAUGUCCAUAGUGUCACCAUACAGCAUGGGGAGUGUUUUAAGGUCGUCAAAUGGAGUUGUAUAUUCCUCAGUUGCAACUCCAGUUCCUUCGCCAUUUGCAAUCACCACACAGCCUGGAUCCAUUUUCAGCACAACAGUAAGAGAUUUGUCUAGUUUUGUUACUAGUGGAACAGACACUGUUAUAUCAAGCCUAAGCCAGAGUCAACCACAGCCCAGACCAUAUAGUAUGCUAAAUACAACUACAAGUGAUGUGAAUGAGGCAAUGACUGUUGCUGAAUCUGGUAUGCAAUCAUUCCCAGUCGAAGUUACAGCUACCACCUCAGCUGACCUGAUUUCUAUUUUAACAAGUGAAUCAGAAUCUUUUUCAGAACUAACAGAAGAUGAAUCAACUUUUGUCUUCCCAUCUGAAGAUGGAAAACAGCAGCAGCUUAAUUUUCAGCGUGAACUUCUUGAAUUAGAAAAGCUCAAACAACAACGAUUAGCUGAGGAAUUAGAAUGGGAACGGCAGGAAAUUCAAAGGUUCAGAGAACAAGAAACAAUAAUGGUACAAAAGAAACUAGAGGAAUUGCAGUCUAUGAAACAGCACCUACUACUUCAACAAGAAGAGGAGCGACAAGCUCAAUAUAUGAUGAGGCAAGAAACAUUAGUUCAACAACAACUACACCUUGAACAAAUUCAGCAGCUUCAACAGCAACUUCACCAACAGCUGGAGGAACAAAAAUUAUGCCAGAUAUACCAGUACAAUUAUGAUCCUAAUGAAACUGCACCUCCUCAGACAUCUUCAGACCAAGUUAUUUUGGAAACUCAAUUUGGGGCACCUGAAGAUGGCCAGUUCUGGACUAGUGAUCCACACACAACAACUGCAGUAUCAUCAGCUGCAUCAGGUGAAGCAUGGUAUGCUGUCCAGUCAGAUGGAAUUACUCAAUAUAUUUCUAGACCUGGCAUCCUGAACUCUGUUUCAGAAAUGUCUCUUAAAGAGAUUGAUAUAAAUGAUGAAAGGCAAAUGAAAAAAAGGAGUUCCAUGCCAAGACUGUGUGGUAUGUAUGAUGAAUUAGAAGGGACUAUCCAAGAAGAGCCAAGAUCUUACAAAUUAAUAGUAGAUAGUGGAGUACAAACUGAUGAUGAAGAUGGAGGGGAAAAUGCUUUUACAGGCAGGAGAAGGAGAUCAAAGAAGGGUGUUGACACAAGUGUUCAAACAGAUGAUGAGGACCAAGAUGAGUGGGAUAUUCCAACAAGGUCCCGUAGAAGAUCCCGUGCAGGAAAAUAUAGUGAGGGAAACACUGAUGCAGAAAAGGCUAGGCAGUUUUCUAAAGUCUCUAGCAUAGCUGUACAGACUGUUGCAGAAAUGUCAGUGCAAACUGAACCACUUGGAAAAAUAAGAACACCAUCUAUAAGAGCUAGGGAUGAUGUAAAAAUUGAAAUUAUUAAACAUAUUUCUGCACCGGAAAAAAGUAUUAAAGGAGACAGCUUGGGAUGUCAAACAGAAGGUGAAUCUGACAAUCUGAGUCCCCAAUAUUUGACUGAUAUGUCUCAAAAAGACAAAAGACGCCCAACUCCUUUAGAAAUAGGUUAUUCAGCUCACCUUCGUGCAGAAUCUUCUCUGCAGGUGGCACCUUCCCCUCCAAAGUCCCCCAAAGUUCUUUAUUCGCCCAUUUCACCUGUUUCACCUAGCAGUGCUAUAGAUUCAGCCUUUGUUCCUUAUGAAAAAACAGUAGAUGAUAUUAGCUGCCGUGCUGAUAUAAACCAAGCUCCACCUCCGAGUCCAAAAACAACAAAAGUUAUGCAACGUUCCAUGUCUGAUCCAAAGCCUUUAAGCCCCACUGCAGAAGACCCUGCAAGGACACAGUUCCAGUAUUCAGAUGGGUACAUGACCAAAACUAUUCAAAGUGGUACCCAAAAGAAAGUGAAAAGAACCCUGCCAAAUCCUCCACCAGAGGAAGCAAACAAUGGCAUUCAGUCGCCAUAUGGUACUGUUGGCUCUGUUUCCCGCAGAAGAAUUUGUCGGACUACCACCAUGGCUCGAGCAAAAAUUCUUCAAGACAUUGAUAGAGAAUUGGACCUAGUGGAAAGAGAGUCUUCAAAAUUACGCAAGAAACAAGCUGAAUUAGAUGAGGAAGAAAAAGAAAUUGAUGCAAAAUUGAGAUAUUUAGAAAUGGGCAUUAACAGAAGAAAAGAAGCCUUGUUAAAAGAGAGAGAAAAGCGAGAAAGGGCAUAUUUACAGGGUGUUGCAGAAGAACGGGAUUAUAUGUCUGACAGUGAAGUUAAUAGCACAAGACCUACCAGAAUAGAAAGCCACCUUGGCUUAGAAAGACCACAAACUGCUCCUCAAACAGAAUAUACUCCAUAUUUACCACCACAAACUCAAUCAGAAACACAGUUUGUUCCCCCUACAAGUCCUUAUACACAAUAUCAAUAUCAAACCCCUACUCUGCUUACUCAAGCACCAACCCAAUAUUCUCAGCAAUCCCCUUAUCAGCAAACCCUAUAUCACCAAGUUUCCUCUUAUCAGACCCAGCCAACAUUUCAGUCUGUGCCAACUAUGUCUUAUACUCCUCAACAACAGUCAGCACCUAUACAGCAAUCUUCCUAUCAACAUCAGUCUCAAAUGCUUCUCUUGCAACAAAAGACAAGGCAGGGAGCUUUAGAUUUAGAACCCAAGAUCCCAUCACAUUAUGAUGUUAUUAGAAACCAACCACUUAUAAUAACACCCGCAUCUGCUGACAGCAACUACUCAGUUUCUCAUCUUGGCAACAAAUACAGUAGUCUGGACUUACGGUUAGGGUUAGAUGAAAAGAGUAGUAUGGCGAGUAGUCCAAUGUCUAGUAUAUCUGCAGAAUCAUUUUAUGCAGACUUAGAACAUCAGGCUUCCAGAAAUUAUGUUCUAAUUGAUGAUAUUGGUGAACUUACUAAAGGAUCUGGAUCUUUGAGUUCUGCAUUUGGACUCCAUGAAAAAGAGUUAUCUAAAGCUGAUCGCAUUUUGCGAAGUGUAGACUCACGAAGGACUGCUGAGGUUACAGACUUUUUAGCUCCAAUAUCAUCUUCCACUCGAUUACAUUCAUAUGGAAAAGCUGAUGAAGAUGCAAUGGAAGAUCCUUAUGAGCUAAAACUUCUUAAGCAUCAAAUAAAACAAGAAUUUCGCCGAGGUACAGAAACUUUGGAUCCUCUUGCUGGAUAUUCACCAUAUUAUCAUUCUGACAGUCUUUAUAGACAUUUUCCUAAAAAUGAGAAAUAUAGCAUUAGCAGGCUCACAUUAGAAAAGCAAGCUGCAAAACAGCUGCCCCCUGCCAUCCUCUAUCAAAAACAAUCCAAGCAUAAAAAAGCUUUGAUUGACUCUAAAAUUUCAAAAUUUUCUCCAAUACAGGAAAGUAGAGAUAUAGAACCUGACUAUUCAAGCUAUCUUUCUUCUAGUACAUCAUCAAUUCCAAGUAUUUCUUCAAAAGUAAGACUUCUUCAGGAUGAUAUUACAUAUGGAUUAAGGAAAAAUAUCACAGACCAACAAAAAUAUUUAGGCCCUAACCUUGCACAAAAUCUUGGGGCAACUUUAACUUCCACUUUAAGGACAUCCAUGCAGGAUGAAGUUGAUAAACCUUAUGUAAGUGGCAGUAGAUCAAGACCUUCAUCUAGGCCUUCCUCAAUUUAUGGACUUGAUUUAUCCAUUAAAAGGGAAUUAUCAAGCUCUUCUUUGAGACUAAAAUCUAAUGAACCUGAAACAUUAGAUAGUUCCUUUAGUCAUGUAGCACCUUCUGGUAGAACAAAACCAUCCAGCCUUCCUAUUAGUCAAAGCAGGGGGAGAAUUCCAAUUGUAGCACAAAAUUCUGAGGAAGAAAGUCCAUUAAGUCCUGUUGGCCAACCAAUGGGAAUGGCAAGAGCAGCUGCUGGUCCAUUACCUCCAAUAUCAGCAGAUAGCAGGGACCAGUUUGGUUCCAGUCAUUCACUGCCUGAGGUGCAACAGCACAUGAGAGAAGAAUCAAGAACUCGUGGCUAUGAUCGAGAUAUAGCAUUCAUCAUGGAUGAUUUUCAACAUGCCAUGUCAGACAGUGAAGACAAUUCCUUUAAUGAUGCUUACCAUCUACGGCGGGAAGAAACAGACUGGUUUGAUAAACCAAGAGAACAGCGUCUUGAAAAUGGACAUGGAAUUGACCGGAAGCUACAAGACAAACUGUCUCAUGCAAGGUCAUCUCAUCAGCAGGAGCAAAUGAAUGGGAAGCCAAUACAAUAUACAUUUCCGCAUUUGAGACUUAAACUACAAAGAGAUACAAAGGAUCAUACAGUUUCAGGAAAUGGAUUUGGCAUAAGAGUUGUUGGUGGAAAAGAAAUCCCAGAAAGUUAUGGAGAAAUUGGAGCAUAUAUUGCCAAGAUCCUUCCUGGAGGAAGUGCAGAACACUCAGGCAAACUCACUGAAGGAAUGCAAGUUUUAGAAUGGAAUGGUCAUCAAUUAACUGAAAAAACCUAUGAAGAAGUUCAUAGCAUUAUUAGCCAGUCAACAGGGGAAGCUGAAAUAUGUGUAAGACUAGAUAUCAACAUGCUAUCAAACUCAGUAACCCCUCAAAACCUAGAGCUCCAUGAACCAGCAAAGCCUGUGGAUAAAACAAAGUCUCCAGGGGUGGAUCCUAAGCAACUAGCAGCUGAACUACAAAAGGUUUCCCAGCAACAAACACCAGCUUCUGCAGUGGAGAAAGGGGCCUACAUUCAUUCUGGGACCACAUCAGCUGCCUCUAGUGCAGUCCCUAGUCCUGGACAACCUGGGUCACCCUCAGUGAGCAAGAAACGACACAGCAGCAAGUCCACAGAAGCCAUAAAGACGCAUUCACAUCCAAUUACUGGGGAACUUCAGCUCCAAGUUAAUUAUGAUAAGCAUCUUGGUAAUCUAAUUAUUCACAUACUUCAAGCAAGGAAUCUUGUUCCCAGAGAUAACAACGGCUAUUCAGACCCAUUUGUCAAAGUAUAUCUUCUUCCAGGCAGAGGCCAAGUCAUGGUUGUCCAGAAUGCCAGUGCUGAGUACAAGAGAAGAACAAAGCAUGUGCAAAAAAGCUUGAACCCUGAGUGGAAUCAGACUGUGAUUUACAAAAAUAUCUCCAUGGAGCAGCUAAAGAAGAAGACACUAGAAGUUACGGUAUGGGACUAUGAUAGAUUCUCUUCUAAUGACUUUCUUGGUGAGGUAUUAAUAGAUUUAUCAAAUCCCUCAUCGCUUGACAACGUGCCACGCUGGUACCCAUUGAAGGAACAAAGUGAAAGUAUUGACCAUGCAAAACCUCACUCUAGUCAAAGCAGUCAGCAAGUACCAAAGCCUUCAGUCAUUAAAAGCAGGAGUCACGGAAUAUUCCCAGAUCCCUCUAAAGAUAUGCAGGUACCCACCAUAGAAAAAUCACAUAGCAGCCCUGGUAGCUCUAAAUCAUCCUCUGAAGGACACCUUCGCUCCCAUGGACCAUCUCGCAGCCAAAGUAAAACCAGUGUCACUCAGACCCAUCUUGAAGAUGCGGGAGCAGCCAUCGCUGCUGCUGAGGCAGCUGUUCAACAACUUCGUCUUCAACCAACAGCACAUAAAAGCGGUCAGUCUAAUCAUGCCAGGAAUCAACAUAGACACAGCAUAGCAGGAGUCCUCCCAAUUCAAAGAACUCAGUCUGACAAUCUGCCUCCACCAGCCAAUGACAGCAAAGACCAAAGUCAGCUUGCACUCAAGAAGGUGAUGUCCGAUGGAUCAGUCAAGACUGAAGCAAGAACAACAGCCCACAAGUCUGCUGAAUCGACAGUCUCUACAGCAUCUUCAGUCAGUAGUUUUGGCAGCGGAUACAGUAUGGAGAGUAAUGGUAGCAAUACGACGGGAGACAAUGGUUUGUUUCCAGUUCCCAGAAUAGGAAAGAUGAACCAAAAUGGACAAGAUCUAAUAACACAACCUGGAAUGACACUUGUAGAUGGAGAAGGUAAAACCCAGGUCAUGGGAGAAAUUAAAAUUGCCCUGAAAAAGGAAAUGAAGACGGAUGGGGAGCAGCUUAUUGUAGAGAUCUUACAAUGCAGAAACAUUACAUAUAAAUUCAAAUCACCAGACCAUCUACCAGAUCUCUAUGUGAAAUUAUAUGUCAUCAAUAUAGCUACUCAAAAAAGAAUAAUAAAGAAGAAAACGCGAGUUUGCAGGCAUGAUCGAGAACCUUCAUUUAAUGAAACAUUCCGCUUUAGCAUGAGUCCUGCUGGGCACUCUCUUCAGAUUUUACUUGUGUCAAAUGGAGGAAAGUUUAUGAAAAAAACUCUGAUUGGUGAAGCGUACAUCUGGCUCGAUAAAGUGGAUCUUAGAAAAAGGAUAGUGAACUGGCACAAACUCUUAGUCAGCUCUGCACAGGCACAUUGAACCACAUCAGAUACCGGGAGAGUAAUAUAAGGAAUGAUUUAAGUUCAAACAGAAUGAAAUAUGGCUAAGGAAGCAAAAUACGAGUAUUCUAGGCUAUAAUGAUGCAGGUUUGCUGACUGUUGAGGAAAGUAGCAAGAGUUUUAAAGCUAAGCAAGGAUAAGUACAGAUUGUUAGUGGAUAAAGGAAAUGUGAAUUUUUCGAUGAGUAAAGGAAUUUCAUUGGUGCAAAAAUGUUGAAUUGUGUUGAAUUGUUUAGCCUUUUGCUCUAGAAGUUGCAACAGCUGUGAAAGGCAUUGCAAAACAAAGAUAGCAUUGUUUGGUAGAAAAAAAACACUGAAGCAUUAAAAAUAGGUUACAGAAGUUUAUGUCUCAUUUGCACUCUGGAUUUUUACACAUCAUUAUUUUUGCACAGAGAUUAUAAUAUAAAUUAAACUUUAAAAAAAAUCUUAUGGUCAUAGCAAUGCUUAGAAUAGAUAAUGGUUAUUUAGGUAAAAUAAGUAUUAAAUAUAUUUAAUUUUCAGGUGUAGUUUAUCACUUACUUGCACAGUAAUUAUACAGUGCCUCACUCUUGCGUCAGUCAUUAUGAUUGCGUAAUCUAAAACCUGUGCAUAUCAUUAAACUGCUGUGUGUUGGAAGAUUAGGCUCCCUUCAAACAUACAGGUUCUCCUUCCUGACUUACUGCCUUGGAUAGUUAUAUAAAUAAUUUAAAAAUAAUGUAACUCUAUAUUUUAACACAUGCUAUCAUUGGGACAAUGUUCUCUCUACAAUGUAGAUUAAAAACUAGAACUAAGAUAUUUUAAUGUUGGAAAGUGAAUAGCUAGCUAUGCCUGUCACUCAUGCCAUUUUGCAGGAAACAGACAUUUGAAGAUUAGUGCAGUGCAUUGAACCGAGUGUUCUGCAUUUGUCUACAUAACUCAGGUGAAUGACUGCGAGUAUUGAUAGGUUGAAAAUGGAUAAUUACCUAUACAUAUUAUAAUUAAUAUUGAUGUACAUACAUAUCAAGUACUCUGAAAGACAUUAAGUGAAUUCUAGAGAAAGAAAGAAUACUAAAUGUCAGGUGAGAUUGCUAUAUAAAUGGAAUUAAUUGUAUGUAUUUAAUUUUCUCAGAAGUGUGUUCAAAAUUAUAUUUGGUGGCUUUGAAAAGCUAAAAGAUGUGCAAUUUUCUAAAAUGUAUUUUUUUCAUGGUAAGAUUUACUGUAAAAGACUGCAAAGCAUGCCUAUCGUUGCUAUGGAAAUUGCAACGCACAUUGAUAGCACAAAUAAGGAUUCUUGCUGUGAAACCUGUAAUCAAUGCUAAAUUAGCAGAGCUAUUAUUACUCUGCCUUUUUCCCACAAAACAUUCCACUGAUAGAGUAGCAUUAAUCUUUAUAACAAACAGAUCACGAAAAUACAUUUCUGUUCUGCUAUUUUAGAAAUUGCUUGUAUGAAUUACGAGCAUCUUUGCCGAUUUUUUUUUUCUUUUAAUUGGAAUAUUAUAAACAAAGCAAAUAUUGUAAAAGCAAUUUGUUAUCAAUUUAAAUUAUACAAAUGUGUCAUUCAUCUGUAUUAGGACAGAGUGACUGAUAACAUUUUGGUGCAUUAUUUAAUUUUAGCUAUUAUAAUAUCCUUACAAAAUGUGCCAACUUUGUGUUAGACCAAAUUCUCAAGUUAGGAAGCAUCUAUGCAACAUUGAUGUAUCAAUGAUUUUUUUUUUCUGUGAGUGAGAAAAAAUCAAACAAAAAAAAUGUAAAAUAAAAAAAGAGAAAAAACUUUUGUGUAAGAUAUCACGUAUCAGUAUUUUUUUUUGCACAUAUAUUUGAACACAUUUAUAGUGUUUAUUUGUUUGCUUCUACUAGAAGUGAUAACAUAGAUGGAAAUGUUUGUUAUUUAUUAGUCUUUAAUUGUUAUUAUUUUAUAUAUAUAUACAUAUAUAUGGAUGGCCGGUUUAAAAAAAUAAUAAUAAUGUUUUUAUUUAUAUGCAAGGGAAAUCAAAGAUUCAUUUCUUGACAACUUAGAUUAAUUGAUGGAGUUGAAAUAGAUCAAAUUUACAUGUUGAUAUAAAAGCACAGUGUGAGCAUUUCUACAUUAAUGGGAUUUAUAUUAUAUAUAACACAAAAUAACAUCAUAUUAAGAUGCCUUGGAAAUCUUAAUUAUUGGAUGCUAAAUGUGAGAAAAUGGUCAUAGUUGUGUCCACUCUAUUAGCAAGCUCUAAUGAUACUUUAAAAAUGUUAGUAAUGUUUAAUAAGUAAUUUUAGUUAAGCACAUAGAACAAAAUUUCAUGAAAAAAUAGCCAACAAAAUUUUAUUUAAUGCACAGUCUGAAAACUGAAAAAAAAAUGUGAUUUAAUCCUGCACAAUUUAACUAUUAAGUAUAUUUAAAGUUAUUAGUGCAUGAUGUUAUUUUAACAUCAUUAGCAGUUUUAAUUCGUAAAAUUGUGGGUAUUUCUAAUUGCAUUCUUAAAUACAUCUUAAUUAGUGCAGGAGUUUGCUCAUGCAUUGGUUUGCAGAAAAAUUUACUUUAAAAAAAAAAUUAAGAAAAAAUUAGGAAAACUUGGCCACAGAAAAUUAAUUAUUUACAUUUUGAAGAUAAGUUGUUUAUUCCUGUAAUUUAUUAAUUUGGUCACCGUUAAAAGGACCAACAACAUGCUCUGUAGUGUGUUGCACAUGUUACCGGUGAGCAAUUUAAUAUACCCUCUAAAAUGAUAUAAAAGUCUCAGAAUUCAAGGAGUCAUUCUCUGGUUAUUAAAAAAUGAAAAUAAGCAAGUUCCUUUAUUUUGUUAUCAUGUAAAUAAAUAUACAUAUUUGUAUUAGAUAAUAAUUUAAGAGUUAUAAUUCCAUCAGGCAUUCAGCAUGUGAAUGUGCACAUACAGUUCAGUUGUAUCUGUAUAGUUGUUACAGUGAUGUGCUCAGAUGGUAAACCAGCAAUGGCUGAAUAACGUGUUUGUUGUCAUCCAUUGAGAAUCUGUACAGCAAGCCUGAUGUUUAAGAGACAUAUGCCGAAAAAAAAUAAAAAAUAAAAUAAAAAAAGAAGUAAAAUAAUACAAUGCUGUACAUUCUGUAUUUGUCUUUAAAGAAAUUAAAUGUUUUCACACACUGAAUGUUGCAUGCAUUUAGAGAGGUCUAUCCAUUUUAUUGGACAAUUUUUAUUUAAAUAUAUUUUUUUUAAUUUUGACUUCCAAAUCCUUUUAAACAAUUUUGUUUUAAAAAGUUGUAAAAACUAGAUGAACAGUAUGAAAUGUAUAGAAAUAUGCCUGUAAAUCUGUUUAGUUUUCAUUUUAUGUAAAAAAUUAAAGUCAUGUUUUUUGUGAUUGUACACAGGAUGUAAUUUGAGAACUUAUGCAAAUUGUGAUGUACAAAGGUGGUAAUCCAGUAUACUAAUAAAUAUUUAUA